Messenger RNA from Rhagoletis pomonella (apple maggot), 1325 nucleotides. RefSeq lists its product as uncharacterized. The coding region runs from base 532 to 1164 and encodes 210 amino acids. The record is from RefSeq and is a predicted model, not a curated record. Lineage: Eukaryota; Metazoa; Arthropoda; Insecta; Diptera; Tephritidae. The transcript has 2 exons.
UGUAAGUACACGCUUCGUAUCAUUUACAUCUGGUGGUCAGCGUUAGACCCCUCAUCGCCAUCGUUGGACGUGCUGCUAGCCACCAUCAAUCUCACUCACGGAAACGUCAUUAUCUCCAAGCUACUUGGCCGCUGGAUACAAGAACUAUCAUUGACACUGAUAGAUUCAUUUCGUCAGCCGCAUUUGAAUAGUCGUCGUUUCUGCUACCUCUUCGCUCGCUUACCAUCGCUUACGGCCGUCGCUCCAGCUCAGCACACACAUCGCUCUCGAACACUGCCGCCUUCCAGUCAUCAUCACCCUCGCUAUCAUUACUUUGAUUCGUUGGUUGCACUGCACCAAAAGGCGCACAUAUCGCCACACACGUAUGUAUGUAUGCACCUUGGGUUUGACCACCCUUUUUUCUAGCUUGCCAUUGCCACUGUCGCAAAACAUUUCCCUUUCGCGACUACACGUAAGUAAUCCCUCAAUAACAGCCACAAAUUGCCAUUUGCGUUUUAAUUUUUGCCGCCUGAAAUUUUACUGCCUUUAACAAUGUCUUUGGACGAAUUAAAGCAACAGCGCGCAAAUACUAAGAAAAACAUCACGCGCAUCAAGAACAUUGUGGAUGCUAGUUUACGUCCAGGAGGUAAAACUCUCUCAGCUGCCGAAUAUAAAUGUCGUUUGGGCAUUUUUGAAUCUUACUUUAAACAGGUACUGUCCAUUCAGACGGAUAUAGAAAAAUUGGAUCCCGACGAUGGAGGACGCGCGGACCUUGAGGAAUUGUACGUCACUACAAAAUUAACGAUUCAAGCACAGCUAGUGGAGGAUCAUAAUAUUUCGCUUCCGGAAACAAGCUGCAUUGUGCAGCACAGCACUAAAUUACCAAAGCUCAAACUCCCAACGUUUAGCGGCAAGUAUUCUGAGUACCAGAAUUUUAUUACAUCCUUUAAACAGAUAAUUGAUAAAGAAUUUAGUCUUUCAAACAUCGAGAAAUUUAAUCAUUUGCGAAACUCGCUUCAAGGUCAAGCUUUAGAAACCGUCGAUGCAUUCCAGGUGACCAAUGAAAAUUACCCUAAAGCAUUGGAACGGCUGAAAGAAAGCGGUUUCGAAACCAAACGCACUACAAUUGAGAAGUCUUAUCGACAAGACUUCUGCCAUUUACGGUUCACUUCUCUCGUUGGGUAAUGAAAUGCAAAUUUCCCAAGCCAUGCUCAUUUAUUUGGUGCUUCAGAAAUCGGAUGAACAAACCAAUAAAAAGUGGAAAGAAUCUUUGGAUUUUAAGACGCUGCCGACGUGGGGCGACUGUGUGAAGGUGCUGGAAAGGCAUUGCCAAUAUUUGGAGUCGA